Molecule: messenger RNA, 1819 nt
Organism: Rhopalosiphum padi (bird cherry-oat aphid)
Lineage: Eukaryota; Metazoa; Arthropoda; Insecta; Hemiptera; Aphididae
Product: UDP-glycosyltransferase UGT4-like
Exons: 7
Coding region: 190-1758 (522 amino acids)
Molecular function (GO): UDP-glycosyltransferase activity
Source: RefSeq, a predicted model, not a curated record
AGGCGUACUUUCGGUCAAGCGAUAAUCAGUUUUUCAUUUCGUUGCGAACUCGCAGUAACGGUUUUUGUCUAUUCUCUGAAGUUACAAUAAAUAAUAUUACUAAAACAUCAUCGCAAUCUCAAACAGACCAUUAUAAAUUAUAAAAUAUUAUACAUGGUUAUAUUUUAAAGGUCACUUUCUUUUUUGAAAAUGUUUUUUCAAGUUUCAAUAAUAAUCGGGAUUUUUAUUAUCGCCACCAGUAACUUAGUAAACUCGAUCACUGCUAGUGCGAAUAUAUUAGCGUUCUUCCCGCUGCCAAUUUCCAGCCAUUUUUCCGGUUUCAAUCCACUAUUCUUGGAAUUGGCGAACCGUGGUCACCGCGUGACCGUAGUCACUCCGUUUUAUCCAAAGGAUGACGUCCCGGCCACUUACCGACACGUACCCAUUCCUAACGUGAAAAUCCAUAGAAUCAGCAAUCCAAUGGAUAUCCGCAAUGCAUAUCGGGUGAGCAAUAUGAUUAACGUUCAGCGAUCCUUGAUGAAAAUGGUCGAGAGAACUCUGGUGCUGAAUGAGACUCGUUCGUUUCUCAACAACACUCGGAAUUCCUUUGAUCUGGUGUUGGUUGAAUGUUGGUACUCAGACGUUUACCUGGCGUUGGGUCAUAGAUAUAACGCUCCGAUAGUGUGCUUGACUCCGAUGUCAUCGUCAGUAACGCUCAGCCAAUCACUGGGCUUGCCGGACCAUCCUGCGUACGUGCCAUCGUUUUGGCUUCGGUAUUCAGAUUCCAUGUCGUUCAGCGAGCGCUUGUACAACACGGCGAUCGUUGCUGCUGAGCUGUUUGUGGCCAAGGUUGCGUUCUGGAACGCAGAUGAGCAAAUGCUAGCCAACCUAUAUACGUACCCCGGGCACCAGAACUGCCCGCCGCUGGACGAGCUCCGCCGCGCCGUCCAACUCACGUUGGUAAACAGUCACUAUUCCGUGUCAUACCCCAGACCAUAUCCGCCAAAUGUGGUACAAGCAGCCGGUAUGCACAUGCGGCCGAAGACGUCUGUCUCGGUCAAUCAGAAAUUUAAAGCACUCCUCGAUGGUGCGAUUCAUGGGGUAAUCUAUUUCAGUUUCGGAUCGAACAUAAAGAUGUCAGACCUGGCGAAACGCAACGUAGAGGUGUUUGUCGAAUCGUUUAGAAAGCUCAAACAAAUCGUGUUGUGGAAGUGGGAAAACGGGACCAUCGACAACCUACCCGACAACGUGUACAUCGACAAGUGGUUUCCACAACAAUACAUCUUAAGUCAUAAGAACUGUAAGCUAUUCAUCACUCACGGUGGAUAUCAUAGUCUUGUGGAAGCCCUACAUAAUGGUUUGCCAUUGAUUGGAUUUCCAUUUUUUACCGACCAGUAUUACAAUAUGAGGUUUGUCACUGAAAACGGUUUCGGAAUCGAAAUUGCAAUGGAAAAUCUGAACCUCAAAGUUAUCGACGAUGCAAUAGAAAACAUUUUGUUUAAUAUUAGUUAUAAGAACAACGCCCAAAGAGUUUCCAAUAUCUUCUUAGACCUAUCAGUUUCCGCGAUGGAUGCCGCAGUGUUUUCCGUUGAAUACUUAAUCAGAAACGGUAUUAACCACAAUUUACCCGUGUCUACGAGCUUAAGUUGGUAUCAAUAUUUUGUUAUCGACAUAGUGAUUUUUAUUGGUGCAAUUAUAGCUUUAACCACGUUUAUUUUAUAUAAAUCUAUCAAUUAUUUAAGGAAGAUGAUUAAUUUAAAUGAUAAAAAGUCGAAAUAAAUCUAAUAGUUAUAUAUUAUAUAAUACAAUUGUGCAGUAAAUAACUUUGUAAUUUGAUAAA